Messenger RNA from Megachile rotundata (alfalfa leafcutting bee), 4733 nucleotides. RefSeq names its product venom dipeptidyl peptidase 4. Gene Ontology annotation, molecular function: serine-type peptidase activity; dipeptidyl-peptidase activity. Gene Ontology annotation, cellular component: plasma membrane. NCBI's taxonomy places the organism in Eukaryota, Metazoa, Arthropoda, Insecta, Hymenoptera, Megachilidae. The record is from RefSeq and is a predicted model, not a curated record. Gene Ontology annotation, biological process: proteolysis.
UAAUACGAUCGCUGGUAACUUUUCUCUGUUCCCUAGUGAAUGUUAUACUACUACCAUCUAGCGGUGUGCGACAUAAAGCAUAGGGUUGCAUACGCGUAGGCGCCACAGAAUUUCCUUAUUUUAUGACUUAUCUGAAAGGUGACACUACUGAUUAAGUAAAGUGCUAUCACUGCAUGUUUGGUAUGCACCAGCUGUUGCAGGUGCAUUUAUGACGUCAUCACGAGAAUUCUAGUGGCUUACGUGUUCCGCUAUGUUUGUCAAUGACGUUUAAUGGUGUCUACUUCUUUGCAUAUUUCAUUUAUUCUGUAAUUGUUCGAUUUGCAAUUUUAACAACUUGCUACUCGUAAUUUACUUUUUACAACUGGGUAUUGGUAAUGGACAAUUAGCAACAGCCAAUUGUAAGUUAUUUUCCCGUUUUCAACUCUUUUACUAUUUUUCAACUGGCAAGUUUCAAUUUACAAUUUCAACUUCCUGACUUCUAAUUGUCAUCUGUUAAAAUAACCAAUUCCAUCUGCCAAGUUUUCAUCUACUAACUUCCUGUUUCCGGAUGUUUCGAUCUCGGAUCCGAACGAAAACAAGUUGGUCAUAGUAAUCGACCACUUCACAGAAACGUUCGAGCGAUCUCUAUUAGCAAUAUUCCCCGACCGACUGUUAUAGCGAUCCGGUUUAGAAUACCGGAACAGCGGCCAUUCAGCAAUGAUCGACUGAUUGGUUUCGUACUGAUGGAGGCUGACGAUGCGAACGUCACAUUGUGUAUCCUCUUCUGAGUCUCGUCACGUGUCUUCUGUGUCGCGUUACACAAAAGAUGAUCGUGUGUACUGGAAGCCUUCGAGCGAUGUUUCAAACCGUUUCGCGUCUCGACUUUGCUCUACAAACGUCGGUUCAUGCGACAUUGACCUAACCAGUUAUCAAUGAUGCGUCCUUGCCUCCGAACAUUGUCCGCCUCACAACUUUUAAAAAAUACAGAGGCUACUCAUGGGUUUUAUAUUACACAAUUUAAGAUACUUCUAUAUUGAGUUUUAUCGAGGUAAAUGCGUGUACUGAUUUAACUUCAAUUAUCCACUUGUUCAUUUUUCAUCUCAUUUCUAAUUACGGAGUAUGUGUACAUCGUAAAGUGGACUACAUUACAAAUGAAAUGAAGUCGUACACGCACUUCUUUCAUUAUAUUGCCAGAGUUUGUGUGACCAGCGUUACACGCGAGUACAUCUAUCAAUCACCAUCGCAUCUGUUUGAAUAAAUAAUUAGUCAUAAAGUCCCACCGAAAGCAUCUAUGUAAGCACACGUAAACUUUUCAAGAAAAUUCGUAUCUUUCGAAUCUUUUUGUUAUUACAAAUACAGCGUUCAAUGACUGAAUCAUAAUUGAAUGCUAUGAUACGAUUAAGUAGAUAAAUAGAGAUUAACCUAAAAGGAUGAUAACAGUGAGAUAAGGGUCUCGAAAUGACGAAUCAAAUGUUGUUUUUAUUAAGAAGAUCUCAUUAUCGCUUUUUUAUCAUGUCUUACACUUUAUUUAUCGCUCAAUGGUUACUAGCGAAUUGUGUUCACAAAUAAAUAUUAUUGACUGUGUAAAUCGUGGACUUUUCGUUAGUUUAGUUAAGAAUUUUUCUCCAAACAUCACGCUCGUUUACACUAUGUUCGUUACUACCUCAAAAAAGUCUUACAACGUUUGUUCACAUAACACAAAAAUCGCACGUCAUAAAGAACGAAGGAUCCUUGCAAAAAUCACCGCGCACUGGCCACACUUUCUGGAGGAUCUAAGAGGGUCAGGAUCACCAAGAUCGUUUCCUCGCGCCUUAUCGUUCGGAAUGAAUCAAGCUAGAAAGGAGGAAAACGAUGAGAUACGGGUAUGCCCCGUACUCGUUGUAAGAGGUGGGAGUGUUGAUCGCUUCCAGCACGUCGGAAAAGUACGUGAUGGAUCAGUCUACGUGCGACACAGCCGUGAUAUCCAUCGAGAUCCGUCGAUCUCUCGAUCACCACUGAACCGAACCACGGGAUCCCCGUCGACGGAGCCUGCCACGUGAACGUCAUGUCGCGGAUCGCGGUACUGCUACAGCUGGUGUUGCUGCUGCACGGAUCCUUGAUCGUCCUUGUUGCCGAGAAAUCCAAAGUUCCAUUAAGUUUGGAAGAAGCGUUCAGCCAAAGUUUCCGACCGUACAACUUCAACGGUACCUGGAGAACGGACAAUGACAUCCUUUAUUCUGAUAACUCUACCGGUGACGUUUAUUUGUUCGAUGUCACGACAAACACCAGAAGACUGCUUUUCGAGUCGUCGUUGUUGGCCAAUUACACCAGCCCCACGAUCGUCCUUUCUUUCGAUAACUCCAAGGUUCUGAUCGGUCAUGAUUACGUUAAAGGGUUCAGGUACUCUAUGUACCAGAGGUUUGACGUGUACGACAUUGAUAGCGGAACCAUUACGAAUAUUUCAAACGGCGACCGUCUGUUGCUUGCAAAAUGGUCACCGGCUAAGAACGCGUUGGUCUACGUACGCGAAAAUGAUAUUUAUUAUAAAGAUUUCUCCGACACGAAUAGCCAGGAACGUAGAUUGACCCACACUGGUAAACCCGGAGUUGUUUUUAACGGUAUACCUGAUUGGGUCUACGAAGAGGAGGUAUUAGCUUCCGCGUCGGCUCUGUGGUUCUCACCCGAUGGUAAACACCUUGCUUUUAUUACGUUCAACGACACCAAUGUGAAGGACAUCGUGAUCCCGAAAUACGGGACACCAGGAGGGAUCGUGUAUCAAUAUCCUUUGGAAGAGAAUAUCAAGUAUCCGAAGGCUGGCAGUCCGAAUCCAGUUGUGUCUUUAAACCUCAUUGAUUUGACCAAUUCAUCUUCUGAAAUAAUUAAUCUUCAGCCACCUAUUGAUUUUGUUGGUGUAGACAAUAUCAUCUACACGGUAAAUUGGAGGAACAGUGAGCAGGUGGUAGCAACUUGGACGAAUCGUGUUCAGAACAAAGCAAUGUGGGUGUUUUACGAUACUCAAGGUAACGCCAAUCACGUCCACCGCGACGAAGAAAUACAAGGUUGGCUUCGUAUUCACCCUCCUUUCUACCACAACCAGUACGUUAUUAUACUGGAGGCUCGGCACAUUGGUUCGGUGCGUGGAAAAUUUCUUCAUCCGAUGAGAUACGAGUACAAAAACGGAAUACUCACUAACGGAAUUGAUUUAACCCCUAAAAGGGGCGAGGUUAAUGCCAUGUUGGCUGUCGACCAUAUCAGGGAGAGACUUUAUUACUUAGCGACGUUGCUCGAGUAUCCAUCGGAAAGACAUUUGUAUUCGGUGCAGUUGGAUGGUACCGGAGAACCAGUUUGCCUAUCUUGCACUCGAGUUACUCCCGAAGGGAACAUGUGCCAGUACGCGCACGCCUACUUUUCUACGAGCGCCUCGAACUAUGUGUUCAUCUGUUCUGGACCAGAUCCAUUGACAGUCCAGAUAUUCAACGCAGAUCGCGGGUUUUUGUAUCUGUGGGAAGGAAACCAAGAUCUUAGAGAAAGACUCGCUAGCCGCGUUCGACCAAUUAUUUCUAAAAAAAUUAUUAGGACAGAGUUCGAAAAUACGAUUAAAUUAUACCUCCCACCUGAUUUUAACACAACUCAAAAGUAUCCCUUGUUGAUCAACGUUUAUGCUGGACCGAAUACAGCGAAGUACACGGACGAAUUCUCUUAUGGAUUCGAGUCGUACAUGGCGGCUAACCGAAAUGUCAUUUACGGCUAUAUAGAUGGUAGAGGAUCGGCUAAUAAAGGAACCUCGUCCCUGUAUACGAUUUAUCGGAACCUUGGCACUGUGGAGAUCGAGGAUCAAAUCGCCACCACCGAGGAAAUGUUGAGGCGAUUCCCGUGGAUCGAUCGGAACAGAACUGCAAUAUGGGGUUGGAGCUACGGUGGUUAUGCCACAUCUAUGGUGUUGGCUACUGACAAACAGUCAGUUUUCAAGUGCGGCAUAUCGGUUGCACCUGUGACCUCCUGGAUUUAUUACGAUUCCAUUUACACAGAGCGUUUCAUGGGAUUACCAACAGCCGAAGAUAAUCUGAGAGGUUACAACAACUCCGACGUAACCAGGAAAGUGGAAGGAAUUCGGGGGAAAAAAUAUUUGCUGAUACACGGAACCGGGGACGAUAACGUGCAUUAUCAACAAUCCAUGGCUUUGGCCAAGGCUUUGGAGCAGAACGACAUUCUGUUUGAACAGCAGAGUUACCCUGACCAGGCACACGAUUUGGGUAGUGUCACUCCUCAUCUCUAUCACACCAUAAAUCGAUUUUUGAGCAAAUGUUUGGGCUAUUCGGAAAAAGCCUGACCCCGAAGACUUGUCGCAUUAUCGAGUAAAAAAGUCACCAGUUAGAUAAAAGCUGGGCUCGUUCAAGAAUAUACUUUAUGGAUCCCUGUGGACUAAAGAACUUCGGCCAUUUUACUUUUUGUGAAAUGGAUUCUAUUUAAUUAGCGGGCGAACGAGUCUGCUGAAAUGUGUGGAUGCCAUUAUAAGCAAUAAGUAUUAAUUAUUUAAAGUACGAGUUAACAACUGCCUAAUUCGUGGUUCCUAAUUAAAUAAAUUUUGGAAUGUUUGUUCGGAAGCGAAGCGCAGAGUUGUUUCUGAAAACAAUGUGAGCUUCGUUUUGAUACAGUUUAGACGUUAAUUCUGUUAAUUGUGCGUGAAAUAGAUUCUAUGUAAAAAUUUUGUAUCGGGUGUAGUCUGAAUUCGGGUGAAUUGUAUAUGUACUAAAUAAAAUAAGCUAGAAAUCGUA